UAAAGUUUGUUAUUUAUAGGAGCCAAGUGGAUCAAGUUUAUGAAUGAUGUUUACUUGUAGGAUAUCAUAACGGUUUUGUAAAUCGGGGAUUUGAUCAUUUAAUUCGCGUAUUUUGUAACCUUUUGGGCAUAAUUGACAAUGGAGUACAGUGGUUUUUGCUUAUAAGGAGUUCUUCGUGAUUCAGGGAAAGGAUAUCAGAUUUGCUGAUAAACUUUACUAUUCACCAGCCCAGCAAAAGUAUUCACUCUGGACUGUAUGUAUGUAUCGGAUUUAAGAGGCAAUGUACGUAAAAGAGGUUAAUAGCAAAACGAAACUACAGAAGCUUAUUUAUUUCAUCAUUUAAAAAUUAAACAAAAAAGUUGUAUAUAAGAAAUUUAAGUGUCUUAUGGCCCGAUUUCAAAUUUAAUGAUUCCACCUUGAGUAAAUUUUAUAAUUUAUAAAAAUCGUUCGAGAAUUGUUUCCGUUCGAGAAAUGAUACCCUGUGGUCAUCAUGAUCAACAUCAUUGAAUGUCCUGUAUAAGAACUUGUUCGACAGCUGCAUCACUUUAAAACGGGGGCUUCACAACACUACGGUCGAAGUCUUUUGUUGACUAAAGGAAUAGAUAUGGCGACGAGCAGUGAUGAUUACGAGUCUCCGACACGGAUAGCAGACACGUUGCUCGAUGUGCACGCAAAACUGGAUAAUACUUUGGAAAUGGCAUAUUUAUCAGCCUUAAACAACCCUGUAAUUGAACAAGAGAUUCGUGCAAUAGCACGCGAGGCAUUAGAAAUUGAACGAUCAACUUGCACAAUGAUGCAGAUGCUGAACGAAAUCGCACGUCAUGUCGAAACAACACUUUUGCAGAUCGUACAAGAUGGCUUGGCUUGGAAAAAUCAGGAACUUACGAAAUCAGCUUUUGAGAAGAUCGAACAAUAUGCAGAAGAAAUGGCAAAAGAAACGUUGAAUUCCAAAAAUCGUUUCAAAAUCUUUGUCGAAAAGAUAGAAGGUCAAGUUGUUAUAAUUAAGAAGAAAGAGUUAGACCAAGAUAAUCGCAAAAAUAAAACGGAGAAGGCAGUUGAAACCGAAACUAAGGCCCUAAAGAGAUCCAAACUUCUUAGAGAGGAUAUGUUCAAGCAAGAAUACGAACGUGUAGUGGCCACCAGAGGGGAGGCGAUUGAGGCGAUUUGGCUGGAUAGUUGUGUAAGCGUUUCAGCUUUGGUAGCAAUAUUCGCAAAUCCAGUAUUCGGGGGCGCAGCGUUAACCUACUUUGUUGGCAGAACCGUACAUGCUAAAUGGCAAGCGAGAAGCGUGUCAAAGAGAAAAGCUGAUGAACGAAAGGCGAUUGUUGAGCUUGAUGAACGCAUUCAAACAAGAGAGCAGGAGAUAAGAAGGGAGAAGGACACAGAGUGGGGAGAGGAACAGAAAUGCUUGGAGUUGGCCCUGGGGUACGCAAGGUGUCUAGAAGAGAGUAAUUCUGCUAUGCAAACGUUCUGGAGCACUAUGAAAUUCUCUCUCGAGGGAAAAAAAAACGACAUGGCUGCUUGGAAAAUUUACAUAGAAAAAAUGGAAGACGAAAAAUAUUAUAAACGAUUACAUGAGGCAGUAGAAAACGCAAAAAAGGAUUGGAAAGUGAUCCUUGAAAUCUGCCGCAAUUACAAUGAAGACAAAGCCAACAGAACGAUGUAUCACUUUUUGUCCGUAAACCAUGCAUCAAUAACAAGUGAUCGUUUGGAAAAUCGAAAGAAAGAACUAAAAGAAAUCCUUGAGCCCGAUGCAAGUGAAACGACAAACUAAACGUGAACUCUUUGAGGAAGAUUGUGAAACAUUUACUGAUCCCCUACGAAUCUGAAUCGACCAGGGACCCUUUUAUCCAACUAGUUUUGUCUGCAUUUUCAGGUCUUCAUAAUACAUCACAUUAAUCAUUGUGUAGUGCAUCAAACAAUAACUCGACUUAAAAUAAUUUAAAAUAUAAUAUAAAUAUAAAAUCUCUCUUGAUAUAUAUUUUGUUAAAAUGUACUGAGAAACUUUUAUACGAAAGUGUCAGUUUUCAAUGUUCUCAACACAACAAUGGUAAUAUAUACGAAUUAAGUAACAUUGUACAUUAAGCAUAAUUUUUAUUAAUUUCAUUAUGACAGAGAAUUAUCGAAGUACAUUAUUCCAUUGUAUCAUGCAAUUACGCGACUUUGAAAUGUCAAACAUUGAUAAUGUUUUCCACAGUCUUAUCGAGUGGCAGAAAAACAUAAGCACCUGUAACAAAAUCAGAACUUGUAUAUUUUUAUUCUGUUGGACUAUGCAAUGUCCAUUCCAAAAAUUUACACAAUCUUUCAAUUGUUGUUUGUUAAUGAAACUUGUACAAUUAACCGCAAUGCUUACAUUCAAGCAUGUACAGGGACACGCUGUUUUUAUUUGUAUUUAAAGGCUUUCUUGCUGUGAACAAAAUUGUAACGUUUGUUUGAUGUAUUUCUUUAUUUUUCCUUUUAAGCAUGCAUGUCUCUUCUUUAUUUGAAAUAAUGUGCUAUAUCCAUUAAAUUGUUUUCAUUUUUGAGUUUGCUAUUUUUAAGUUACGCUUAAUAA
Molecule: messenger RNA, 2554 nt
Organism: Dreissena polymorpha
Lineage: Eukaryota; Metazoa; Mollusca; Bivalvia; Myida; Dreissenidae
Exons: 9
Coding region: 605-1774 (389 amino acids)
Source: RefSeq, a predicted model, not a curated record